GAAAUACUUACAAAAGGCAUUGUCGGAGAACCAGACCUAGUUUAUCUCAUAUCUAUUUGUAGACGUCGAGUGGUUCCGCGCUGAUACCGCUAAAGCGCUGCGUUACUCGUUGUGUGGCUUGUACGGUUGCGUUUCUUGAUAAGAGUAGGUACUGGGAAUUGUCAUCUGCCAUUCUGCUCUGUAUGUCGGUGUUCUCAACUAUGAUUGGAGAUAAGAGAGGAAAAAGUUGGAGAUGAAAUUGUACGGACGCGUAUACAAGAAUUUUCAAACUAUACGACGAAUUUGCGAAUAUAUAGCACGCUGAUCUAGCAUUGAAUAUAUUUUCCAAACCAACAAGUGGAAAAGAUAAAUAUGUCAUAAACUCACAAACAGUGCUGUCAAAAGAUAAAGUCAAUCAUAUUAUUGUACCUUCAUACACAGAUUUUUAUCGACGUGGUGAUUCAGUGAUUGCGAUAACCUAAUCGUGUAGUAACGUACUUUAAGAACAGAAAAUGCCACACAGAAAAAUCUCACGUGCUUCACCUGAACUAAUAAAUAUAAUUCACAAAGUGUCCGCUACGUGUAAUAUUACAAAUUUCGAGCAUGUCAUUCAUUUUGGUAGUGAUGAUGUUGACAGUAAUACUGACGGUUACUAUAAAGUAAGCCUAAAAGGAUACAGGGACGGACAAAGGGUACGAUGGAAUUAUAUAAUAAAGUGGCACUGUGACCCAAAAAGAAGAUCUCUGUUUAGGGAAGCGUACAAACGUGAAGUAUUGUUCUUUAACAAAAUUGUUCCGAGUUAUCUCGAAAUACAACGAAGUUUCAGACUCAUUGAAGGUUUGAAAAUAAAAUUCCCUAAUUGUUAUUAUGCUAGCGCUGAAUGGAAUGAGGAAGUCCUAGUGUUCGCAAGUCCGUACGCGCAAGGAUUUCGAUUACAUGACAGAUUAGCUACCCUGGGCUUAGACCACGUUUCGCUUGUGAUGAAAAAUUUGGCGAAACUGCAUGCUUUAUCGUUUGUUUUCGAAAAAUAUCAACCGGUGGAAUUUGAGGAGAUAAGAAAAGCAUGCAGUAAUGACCUCCAAUAUUCGGACGUGAAAUUAAUACCUAAAUCCAUGAUAACAUAUUAUGAUGCAUCAGUGAAUGUUGUAAAAGAUGAAAAAGCAAAGAAACUAUUGAAACACUAUGCUUCAUAUAUUCUUCAAAUACUCAACAAAAGUGCUAUGCCCAUCAGGAGGAAGCAUCUUGUUAUAUGUCACGGUGAUUGUUGGAAUAACAAUGUUAUGUACAAAUUCCAGAAAGAAAAUCCCGUGGACAUAAUGUUUAUCGACAAUCAACUGACAAGAUACGCAUCACCGGUCACAGACCUCUCCUAUUAUUUGUACAUGUCGACAGAUCAACAAUUCCUGUCUGCACACUACGACCGAAUGGUCAAUUUGUACUACAAUAAUCUGUCCGCAAUUCUACGUCAAUUUAAUUUAGAGCCAAACGAUUUUUAUCCAGAGCACGUUUUCUUGCAAGAUUUAAAAGACUAUUCCGUUCUUGGAUUGAUAGAAGCACUCGUCUCAAUGAAGAUAAUUACUGCUUUACCCGAAGAGGCCAUUAAAAUGGCAGGAUUAAAAUAUGGUGACGAUUACAGUGAAGACGGCACAUAUUGCAAUGAGGAUCAAACUUGUAAUUCUUAUGUAGAACGCGUAAAUGGUGUAGUAAACGAUUUUUUCAAUAGAAAGUAUUCAUUAGAUGCUCUUAUAUAAAUGAACAAUAUAAAUACAAACUAAAUUAUAACGUUUGGAGAAGCGGAAUUCAAAAUUAUUAUGAAAUAUAUUAAAUAUAUAUUUGAUCAUAAAACAAGUUAAAAAUGUUUUGCUGUAGGUUAUGUAUAAUGAAAAUGUUGUAAAUCUGAUAGAUUAAAAUCAACAUACGUAAACUUGUUGUACACUUUUUCGGUAUACAUAAUUAUGCAUAAUGUGCUACCAAAAAAAACAAAUAAACAUCAGCAAAAUUUUAUUAAACACAUUUGCAAUUAUGAUUUUUUAGACAAGAUCUAAUCAUCUAAAAUACGAGAGUUUGUACCGGGCAUUUUUCCCUGGUACAACAUUUGUCAUUGAGCAGGAAUUAAUUUCCGUCAUCGUACUUAAUUGUCUGUGACAAAGAUUUUUCACGAGGCUCCAAGGAUUUCUGCAGCACUGGGAAUAAUGGAUUGGAGCAGAUGCCACUGUUUAGAAUCGUUAUGACCAUUUAGGGUAAUAGGUUGUGCGAAAUAGUUUGGGACUCACUCUUUCUUCAUUAAGUUAAAAUCUUCGAACAAAAUUUAACUUGAAAUCAUAGAUGAUAAAGUUCCUAAGUCAUGAUUUAAUUUUGACCCACAUGAUUUAAUUUUGGGAUUAUUAAAUUAUUGUUAGUAGCUUCACCUUUAUCAAAACCUAAUUUCAUCCAUUCUAUAUGUAAUUGCCUACUCCGUAACCUAUUAUGUUACUGUUUUAUUAAAUCAGAACAAUUCAUAUUAUAAUUUGUAAUAUGAAAAUUAAAAUGUUAAACGUUGAUUGUUAGUGUUUUUUUUGUCUAUCAACUGGCCGCCGCUAAGCUACUAGUGGCGGGCAUUUCGCCACAUUUCGAUUUCUCAUUAUUCGAUUGAUGGCUGCGUCUAGUAGCUUGACUGAACCACUAGUGUCUCAAUGUACGCUUGCUGUCAAACAAGACUUUUGACUUAUCAAACAAGAUAGAGCUCUAAAGCAGUUGAAAAAAAAAUCAGUUUUGGAGGAUUUUUUUUUGAAUUUUAGGUACGAGUAACAAUGCUCAAAUUCAUAAACGUGUUAAUGAUCAUUUAUCUUUUAUGUAAUUUUUUGAGGUUUCGCCCAAGUUAACUACUUGAUUUUAGAUGCGUUGUUACUAUUAUCUGUUUAUUACUGAAAAUUAAAAAAUAUUGGAUAAAUAAUUUUUGAUUAUUAUUAAUAGUUAAUAUGCAGAUUUUAAUACUUCCAAGUACAGAAAUACUGAUGUUGAUAAACGUCUUUUGAUUUUUUUUUCUUUAAUUUAUUUCUAUUUUAACUUUGCAUAUUAAAAAAAACCUUGAACUUCUUGUGUUUUACAAUCAAUUCCAUUUGUCUACAAAGAAAUUCGAAAAGAUAACAUAGAAUCAGUUUUCCACACAAAAAGGGAAACCAUUUUUUAGUUAGAUCGGUGGUCGUUUUUUGUAGCUGUCAACAGCAGAUUGAAUUCCUUUAUUGAUGGCAACAUCGCAGAGGAUGGAUAUAGCUGGAGUUAAUAUGUAAAGCGGAUGAUUUUUUUUAGGUUUUGGUUUUUCAGACUAGAUCCAAUAUCGAUGGUUACGACCGAUGUAAUCUGUGAAAACUGUCGACACAAAAUAUUAAUGUGACAGUUAUG
Chilo suppressalis (striped riceborer) is the source of this 3360-nucleotide messenger RNA. The record is from the annotation of a GenBank genome assembly. Lineage: Eukaryota; Metazoa; Arthropoda; Insecta; Lepidoptera; Crambidae.